Molecule: messenger RNA, 705 nt
Organism: Mollisia scopiformis
Lineage: Eukaryota; Fungi; Ascomycota; Leotiomycetes; Helotiales; Mollisiaceae
Exons: 1
Coding region: 158-577 (139 amino acids)
Source: RefSeq, a predicted model, not a curated record
GGCAGUGAGGGUGUGGCUUUCAAACCUAUCAUGUUGCGCCUGAUCUUCGUACUACCAAGCCUCAUCGGGUUCUAGGGUGAACGGCUCCAUUACCCCUGGCAUCAGCUCUCUUGGAGAGCUCUGCAGGAUCAAGAGGAGGAAGUGUAAGCUGGAAGAUAUGGAAAUUCCAGUUCUGGGAAUACUGCUCUGCUUUGUUCUAGACAAAAGUGGAGGCAAAAGGCAAGGGCCAAAACACAUAUCACUCGCCAUCAUCCGAACUAGUCUCAGACUUGUCAAUUUUUCUUUCUCCAAACGCGUUCUGGCUUUCGGCUCAUGUAUCUUCGAUGUGGUACUGGCAAUACAGCUAACUAUAAUCUUCUCUGAUCUCGAUUAUCUCGAAAUUACAUCAACUACCUCCAAAUAUCUCGCGGUCGAGUAUCGUGUCACCAAUACGGAUCUCCAAGUCAUCUUCGAAAUAUGCGGCAGACCUCGCAACGUUCUCCGGUGCCAAAGUCGAGCUUACAUGCUUGAGAUGUUCACGGAUUCAGAAAACACUUUACAUUUUCGACAGUAUCUCAAUCUGCAUCAAGUCACUUAGGAGAAUACUUUUGGGUUUCGGAAUAGAACCAAGGAACGAAACAGCUAUGCCAAACAUCAUACCCAACUUCCAUCAUCUGUCCUGAUGCAAACGUUUCGCAGAGAGUCUGAGCGACAUCUUCCAGUUUG